This is a messenger RNA of Patella vulgata (common limpet), 5240 nucleotides long. RefSeq names its product nucleolar protein 4-like. The transcript has 7 exons. The record is from RefSeq and is a predicted model, not a curated record. Lineage: Eukaryota; Metazoa; Mollusca; Gastropoda; Patellidae. The coding region runs from base 246 to 1400 and encodes 384 amino acids.
AAUGUUCCGAAAGGCCUAGCUAGAGAGAACGUGAGUUGAUAACUGUAUCGAUUUUGCGAGACAACAUAGCGAAAGAGUACUGACUACAACGUGGACAAAAAUGUGUAGGGCCUUCAUUGUGCGCCGCAUUAUAUUGAUUGUCAUUUAGUUCAGGUAAAAGCAGAGGUGUGAGUCAGCCUCUUGUACCAUCUUGACACAGGUGGACACUUGGUUAAAAUAUUUAUAAGGAUUCGUGGUCUACAGAUAUGUCUUCUAAAUCACCCAGCAUUCUGUCAGAGCAAAGUGUUGAGGAGGGACAAAGCAUGACACCUAUGGACGUAGCUUCACCACAAGGUGCCGGGACGGGGAUUUUAGAUGAAGACAGGCCAUUAAAUAUGACCAACAAGUCGUUUGAAGCAGACCUAAAAUCAGAAGACAAGGGACAGACUGAGAGAAAAAGGCGUGCUAGUAAUGAAAGUGAAGAUAGCGUGGUAACUAAAGCUAGUGAAGGAGGAGUAGGUGAUGAUAUUCUGGGUAGCAAGGAUGAAGAAGAUGACGAUGAUAAUGAAGAAGAUGAAAAUGAAAAAUUGUCGAAAAAUCAUGACCCCGAGCGAUUAAAAGCUUUUAAUAUGUUUUGCCGUUUAUUUGUGGAUGAAAAUUUGGACCGAACAGUUCCUAUUUCAAAACAACCUAAAGACAAAGUUCAGGCUAUUUUAGAGGCCUGUGAUAGACAAUUUCCAGAAUUCCACGUUCGAUCACGGAAACGAAUUAGAACAUAUCUUAAAUCGUGUCGAAGAAUGAGAAGAACUAAAGAACAGAAUGGAUGGGAACCGCUGCGACCAACACCACCUCAUCUGACGUCUGCUGCAGCAGAGAGUCUUUUGGCACAGGCGUGUGAAAAUGAAAGCACAAAUGCAAAACGUAUGAGAAUGGGAAUGGAACCAUUACCGGCUAGAUCUAUGACCAUAGCACCUGUUACUCCAACGAUAACUGCGCCUCAUCCCCAGACUACCCAGUCGCCUAAAGCUAACAGUCAACCACAUGCAGAUCGCAAUGCUCCCACAAAUAACGACUUUGUUCGCCACCAGACUCAAGCCCCUGCCUUCAGACCCGCUCCGGAUUUCCCUUCCCCCUUUUUCGCCAAUGGCAACGGAUUAUUUCGGCCUGGUUUUCCUGGUUAUCAGCAUCCGGCUCAUCACCACCCAACAGUUUUACAGCAUCCGGUUAUUCAGAACAAUAACGUUCAAAAUGGUGAAUUCGGCCCUACAGAUCUUAGUAUGAAAAAACAGAAUAACAAAAGUCAACUGAGUGGAACAGAGCUUUCCACCAUCAAACAGUUGAUAGCAGGAUAUCGAGAAUCAGCCGCUUUCUUAUACAGAUCAGCAGAUGAACUUGAACAAUUACUUCUUCAUCAGAAUUAAGAAUAUUUAUAUAUUUGUAAUAGAAGCCAACUGGUGUGCAUAAAUUUUACAUUACACAAUUGAUAUCGACGACAAGAUUUUAUUAGGCUAGCAAUCGGGGUAAUAAUGAUAUCAUCUUUUGUCCUUUAUUUAUACACAGAUCAGCAGAUGAACUUGGACAAUUACUUCUUCAUCAGAAUUAAGAAUAUUUUUAAACAUGUAAUAGAAGCCAACUGGUGUGCAUAAAUUUUACAUUACACAAUUGAUAUCGACAACAAGUUUUUAUUAGACUAGCAAUCGGGGUAAUAAUGAUAUCAUCCUUUGUCCUUUAUUUAUAUACAGAUCAGCAGAUGAACUUGAACAAUUACUUCUUCAUCAGAAUUAAGAAUAUUUAUAAACAUGUAAUAGAAGCCAACUGGUGUGCAUAAAUUUUACAUUACACGACUGAUAUCGACGACAAUUUUUAUUAGGCUAGCAAUCAGGGUAAUAAUGAUAUCAUCUUUUGUCCUUUAUUUAUAGGGGGUGGAUGGCCAAAUGGUUAGCACGCGCGUGCUGUAUCAUACAGUCUGUCAUUGAGAAUGACGACAUUUCAGCACCACCUUUGUUUUAUCCUAAACCAAAAGUUUAUACUUUCGUAUCUUUUUAUCUGACAGACAUUAAAUGCCACCGACCUUACAAUAUGGUCGAAAAUAUUGUCAUACGCAAAUUGAGACAAUGCCUCAAUAUGCCCAGAAAAGUGUUCAACUUGUUAAUUAAAGGUCUGUGUCAGACCUUUCAAUAAACAGAAACUAUAUUAACGUUAAAUAUACGUGCGAAAAAAAACUUGACACUAAUUGUUUAUGCCCAGAACGAAAUGUAAUAUUUUAUUGUUGUCCACGGGUUAGCGAGAGAUUGAGGUAUUCUCCCAGAACUUUUCUAAACAAAAUUCGAAUGAAUAUCAAUUUGCCUUUUACUGAUGGUUGUAAUAUAUAUUUUUCUAGUCAAUGUUUUACUGAUAUUUCAAAUAUUUAAUCUAUUUUUCCACAUGAUAUUAUGAGGAAAGAAACACAGAAUUAUGCGAUAUAUAUAAGAUAUAUGUAAGUGUGUGUAUAUUGUUUACUCGUAUAUGUUUAUUCCAUUAUAUAUAUAUUAAAAAACUAAAAUACUGAGGAAAGAAACUGUGUUUCUUUAUUCAACAUUUUAUUUUUCAUAUAUACAAGCUAAGAGCGACCAUCAAUUAUAAUUUUAUAUAUAUGGUGGUCGGUGUGCGUGGGCUGUAAGUGUGUAUAUAUUGUUUUAUCGUAUAUGUUUAUUCUAGUUAGUUACUUAGAUAAGAGUCCAUUUAAGAUUCUUAAUAUUUAUCGUCUUGUAAAAUACCUGUAUUUUCGGUGCAUUUAUUGAGCAUUGGUACAUAUUUGUAUGACUUACUUCUUUUAAAUUCCUGUAUAGAUCAGGUCUGUCAGGUCUGUAGGUUUGACACAUGUGGGUGUGGAAUUAACUGGUUAAUGUCUAUUUAUAUACGUUUCUAAAAAUGUAUGAAUGAGUAUUAAUCUCAGAUUUAAAUAGUUUUAUUCGGGACUGAGCAUAGCCACCACCACCACCGUCCCGGGCUUGAAAAUCUUAAUUCAAAUUGCAGGGUUACAGUUGGGGUUAUUGAUUUGGAUGCCAUUUUGCAUUACUCAUUAUUUGUUUAAACCCGUAUGAUUAACCCAACAAUAUAAUUUAUAUAAAAGAAAACCUAGUAAGGGAACUCAGGGAACCUGUCCAAUCGUUUGUCCAUCAGUAUGUCGUUCACAUUAUUUGUAGUUUACUAGAGGCCACAAUAAUAGAUGUAUGUUAAUUUUCAGUGUUUUUCGAUAUUCACCGAGGUAUGCUCCUUGUUCCGAAAUGUAUAUAUAAAUUUUUAGUGUUUUUUCGAUAUUUAUCGAGGUAUUCUCCUUAUUCCGAAAUCAUGUAGAGUUUAGAGCAUUGAAGGUAAAAACCUUGAUGAUUUUCAGCAAAAUUUCCGAUGAACGCCCCAGAAUUAUGCCCAUUUUGUACCAAACCUAGUUAACUGAUCUUUCUGAAAAUUGUACGAUUUGUCCAUUUGAUUAAAGGGAAAAAAAUCAUAUUCAUCGAUUUUGAUGGCUGAGUUAAGACUGUUUUGUUAGGAAAUCUAUCAACCAAUAUUUCUUAAAUUUGUAUUGCAUCCCUAUCCUGACGGAAGGAAGAAGUGUAGUGCUUUUCGGCGACUUUUGAUGACCACUUAGUUACAAACUAUGAUAGCCACAAUUAUCAACUAGACGUUUUGAAAUUGUUAAGGGUUGCCCUAACUUAUUAUUAUAAAUUCUUCUACUGAACUUCAACAAUUUUUCGAUCACCACGUGUUAGCACAGUAGCGGUUGCGAUUAUCAACUAAUAUUUUCUUAACUUAUUGCAAAUAAAACUCAUGUUGAUUUUCAACGAUAUUUUAAUAAUAUCCAGUGUUGAGCCCUUUUGCUACAAAAUCAUCUUACCACUCUAGAGAUCUGAGUUAUCAACCGAUCUGUUCGGUUUGUCUAGCUCAUUGAAUGGACACGACUGGACCGAGCCUCAAUGAUAUUCGGUAACCAAUUCCAGGUUUAUCCCACUUUUGAAAAUAUAUUCUUUGCUAUAUAAUUGUGUAAAUCAUCACUGAAAAAGUUUUUGCAGAGCUUAGAAGACAAAGCUAUUAGUGGGUCAUUGUUCGUUAUCAGGCAACCUAUUUGUUUAGUAUAAAUUAUUAUAAACGUCAAAUAUACUUUGUAAUUAGAACAUGCUUUAACAUGUUAAUGUUAGGUUUGAAUUGUUAUAAGUGCCAGAAAAAAAAGAUUUAGUUCUCACUAUUGAUUAAUAUACAUAAUACAGGUAACUGUGCAUUCCCUACUCUGAAUAUUGUAUAAUUAUGUUUUAAUGUAUUUCGCUUUUUAUGCAAUCUAAUUAAACAUAUAUACCACCCUAUUUCGUAAAUUGAUAGAAAGUACUAAAAUUAAAGCUAAGUAUCGGUCCGUAUAAAGCAGUUGCAUUUUGAGUAGUGAAAUGAAAACUUGUUAUUUGUAAAGGACCUAUAUGUGGGUGUCUUAGUUUCUCAACAAUAAUUAUCAACAAUACAUAACAUUUAGUCACAGAAUUUCCAGACUACAGAAAUUGAAAUUUAUCAAUUCAAAAUCAAGUUUCGUCCGAAUUUUAAUGGAAUAAGGUGCAGGGGUCCCGAAAUUGUUAUUAGAUAAUUGUUAUAUAAUAAAUGUUUAAUCGACCUCCUGUAAAACAGGGCUAUACUAUAUACCGGAAAACACCGGAAAACAACCGGAAAACUACCGGAAAACACCAUGUUAUACUAAAUACCGGAAAACACCGCAAAAACACAAAAUACCGGAAAACACACUAAAUACCGGAAACCACCCUAAAUAGGUAACCCGGAGAAGGUCUAUACUAUAAAGCAGAAACUAACCAGGCUUCCGGUUACCUAUUUAGGGUGCUAGUCUCCGGGUUACCUAUUUAGGGUAUUUUCCGGUAUUUAGUGUGUUUUCCGAUAUUUAAUGUUUUUCCAGUGUUUUCCGGUAUUCAGUAUAAAAUGGUGUUUUCCGGUGUUUUCCGGUUGUUUUCCGGUAUAUAGUAUUGCCGUGUAAAACAUGUGAAGCGUUUUUGGGUUGUUUUUUUUUUGCUAUCGUUUACUUGUUACUAUUUGUUUGUUUAUUUAGUUUAACAUCAAUCCUUUAUGUACACCUCAUUGUCCUGCCUAAGUGCAAUUUUAAUAUUUUACUUGAUAUCAGACACCAAGUUUGUGCAAUAUUUAUUUUUGUUGUCAUUUCCAUCCUUAUAUCCUAUUGUAAUUUCAUAAAACAUAAAUUCAUUUUAAUCAUAUCGUGAGCACUUUUCUUUCUU